CCUAAAGGUAUAUUUAGUUAUGUUAGCUUACAAAGCAUACACAGAAAAGACGUAUCUACAUUAGAACCGGUGGUAAUCAAACCACAAAAAAGUUUAUUACAUCUAUGCUUUUUACGAAGUUAUUACCAUUGUGUCAUGCAGCUUUCUUGAAACAGAAAUUCGUGUACUUCGGUUAUUUGCUACAACAAAUACGGUCAUUACGUUGAUCGGCCUAAGCAUUGUCUUGCGCGAUUGCUGCCCGACGACACACACAGAUUAACUGCGCGCCAAAGUUCAAACUAAGCCAGCUGAUAGGCGUCAUCUUAAACGUCGGAAGCUGACGUGUAUGAGUUUUUCCUGCGUUGUUCGAAUCGAGAGUUUGGUGCUACUGUUUCGUUAGUUGAUAGGCUGGUGGUGUGUUGUUAAUAUUGUAGAGUGUUUCUAGGUGGAGGUCGGUUUGGUUAUAAAAGUGAAGUUCCGGCUAGUAGAGUGCAGUGUGUGAAGUCCACCUGGAAUGAGCCUCCAAAUUCUACAGUGCACACGAUCGCAACAACCGAGUGAUAUACCCAAUCACAGUCUCGAUAGAAACGCACAGUUGGUUACAAGCAGCAUGAACAAUAACAGUAGUAAUAACAAUCAACAACAGGAGUCCACGGGACAGCAACAGUGGUUUCAGCCACCUGUAACAGGAACGCCCGUUAUUCAGGUACCCCCCUAUAGGCCCUCAGGAACUAAUGUUUUACCACAGCAACAGCAGCUUUACGCCGACCAGGUCAAUUCCGCUCCUCCACAGCAGAACUAUGGCCACGCAAUGCCCCCUCCCCCAGGAGGUUUCCCGCAGGAUGUUCGCAACACCAAUGCGCCUGCAACAUGCCCACCUGUCAAGCAAAAAACUGUUUCAUCUACCUGCACGCCAGUUUCGUUCAAUCAAGCGCAUCCACCGGGGUCGCCAGGAGGCUUCCCUCAGCCUGCCAAUAACUUCCAGGCUCAAAACCUAUUCGGUUCUUUAUCACAGAAGCUUCCACAACACAAAGAAAUACCCAUGUACAAUAAUCAACAUCAACAAGAGCAGCCUUUAUUAAAUGGACCACCAGUGAAGCAAACGACUUUCAAUGGGGUACAACAGACUGCUUCAAAAAAUUUCGGUAUGGCAUUAGGACCGGCGGUUAAUGGGCUUCCUCCAGGACCUCCACCAUGCUCUCCAAUUACGAGCCCCCAACAACCCGGAACGUUUAUAAAUGAACCGCCCCAAAAUGUAGGAUUCUCGCAUGCCGGUCGUCUAGGACCUCAUCAAAAUAAGGGCCUUCAGAAUACCAGUUACCCUGGACCUCCGCUUACAACUGUGCCCCCGAUACCGCCAAUUAACAAUGGACCUCCGGUUCCAACAAGUUUAGCCGUACCUGCAAGACCUCAGUAUAAUGACACAGCAAUCGGUCCUGGUGGGUAUCAACCGGAGUCACCUCCCCGAGGGUCGAUACCUUUUGGAGUGCCCGUAAGCAGCCCGCCUCAAGUGCCUCCUCUUCAAGAUCAUCCGACAACAUCUUCACUGCAAGGUUUACCUCAAGGAGGACCAGCUCAGGCUCGCCGACCAAUGUAUCCAGCAGCAAAUCAGCAAUCACAGUCUGCUCCUCAAAUGGGCCGUACAGGACCUCAAUAUAACGGCCAAGGCUACCCCAAUGGAGAUAAUGGAGAUUACGCUUCAAAUCUAGUUAGUCCUAUGGCUGGGCUAUCAGUUCGGGAAGGUAUGAAUAAAUUGUGGGGUGUUGAGCCCGUAAACCUUCUUCAGGAACGUGACGUACUCAAUGCUCAGCUUCCUUUGAGCGAAUUAUCGAGUAGAAAUUGUUCUCCGGAUGUCAUGCGCUGCACAAUGGUAAAGGUGCCUGAGACGUCGUCGUUGCUACAGAAAUCCCGAUUGCCACUUGGAAUCUUGCUGCAACCAUUUAAAGACUUACAGGGGCUGCCUGUUCUCCAGGUCCCAACAAUUGUACGGUGUCGAGCUUGUCGAACCUAUAUCAAUCCGUUUAUCCAGUUUAUUGAUCGAACACGAUGGAAAUGCAACAUAUGUUUCAGGCUGAAUGACUUACCAGCCGACUUCCUGCAGGAUCCCGUCACGGGGCGAUUCGGAGAUCCCGAGUUGCGGCCGGAAAUUAAGCACGGAACCGUGGAAUACAUCGCGCCCACCGAAUACAUGGUCCGGCCACCGCAAGCGGCAACGUAUCUCUUCGUGAUGGAUGUGAGCUUUCAAGCAGUCGAGACUGGCUAUCUCAAGGUCACCACUGAUCAGAUUCUAGAAUGCCUCGACCAUAUUCCGGGAGAUGGUCGGACAACAAUUGGGUUUAUUACCUUCGACUCUGCCGUCCACUUUUACUCCCUCGAUGGAGGAAGCGGAUUGCCUAGACAAAUGGUGAUAACUGAUGUGAAUGACGUUUUCAUUCCAACACCAGAAGAUCUUUUGUGCAAUUUAAACGAAUGUAGAGAGCAAGUCCGGGAAUUGCUGUUAACUUUGGGGAAGACACAGUCCGGCGGUGGGGGCAACUGUCUGGGUGCCGCCCUUCAGGCAGCCUACAAGUUGCUCGCGCCCGUUGGAGGCCGUGUAUCAGUGUUUCAGUGUUGUCUACCGAAUCUGGGUCCAGGUGCACUCCAGUCGCGGGAGAACCCGAAUGAACGCUCGGCUAAAGAUGUCGUCAAUCUGAAUCCAGCGACCGAUUUCUACAAGAAACUCGCUCUCGACUGCUCAGGCCAGCAGAUUGGCGUCGAUCUCUUUCUACUGAGCUCGCAGUUCGCUGAUCUGGCGACUCUAGCAGGCAUCUCGAAGUUUUCCUCAGGCCAUGUGUACUAUUAUUCACGAUUCCACGUUACGCAAACGCCCGAUCAGGUGGAGCGCUUUUCGGGUCAGCUGCGCCACUAUUUGACUCGCAAGGUCGGUUUUGAGUCAGUGAUGCGGAUUCGCUGUACGAAGGGUCUCCAGCUGCACACGUUCCAUGGGAACUUUUUCGUCCGGUCGACGGAUCUGUUGUCGUUACCAACCGUCAAUCCGGAUACGGGCUAUGCUAUGCAAGUAAGCAUCGAGGAAAAUUUAACAGAGUACAACGCGGCCGUAUUCCAGGCCGCUGUGCUGUAUACGUCGUCGCAAGGCGAAAGGCGAAUCCGAGUUCAUACGUUAUGUCUACCGGUAUCGGCCCUUCUGCCAGACAUCUUGCAAGGGGCCGAUCAAGAAGCCGUGGUUGGUUUGCUAGCCAAGAUGGCGGUUGAUAGAAGUCUUAGCUGUUCGGUUAGCGACGCCAGAGACGCUCUUAUCAACGCUGCCAGCGACCUCUGCCACGCAUAUUCACUUACUCAACGCUCAACCGCUGGCGGGCUAAUGAUUAUGCCCAACUGCAAAACACUUCCGCUAUACGUGCUCGGGUUACUAAAGCAACGAGCAUUCCGUGUCGGUGUAUCGACGAAGCUGGACGAUCGAAUAUACGAUAUGGAGCUGAUUAAGAACCUCCCGCUAGACAAAUUGUUACUACAGAUUUAUCCGGCGCUAUAUCCACUUCAUCUGCAGUUGCCACCCGACCAAUUACCACCGCGGCUACAGCUAUCGUUCGAGAAGGUAGACAAGAAUGGACUGUACUUGCUGGAAACGAUUGACACGUUGUUCGUCUAUGUAGGCGGAAGGCUAUCACCGCAACUACUCCAGAACGUAUUUGGAGUGUCAAAGUUCUCGCUGCUACCGGAUUCGAUGACAAGCUUGCCUGAGCUAUCGAACGAGAACUCUGAACGGAUUCGCGAUUUCGUGUCGUACGUUGGCGAUCGUCAUACGGUCACCCCUCCACUACGGGUCAUCCGAGAGGAUUCACAAAUUCGCCAACUAUUUACGCAAUAUAUGGUCAAUGACCGAGGCGAGAGCGUCCUCUCCUACUACGAAUUUCUACAGCAUCUACGCAACCUGCUUGAUUCUUACUAAGUCAUUCGUUUCCGUAUCCCGGUGAUCGUCUACGAUUUCGCCUUCCUGUUUGUUGAAUUGGUAGAAUUUUAUAUGACUGAUGUUGCUAUCUCCGAUAAUCUAAUCUACCAACAAGUGGUUUGUAUUUUUUGGAGGUUUACAUUCGCUUGUUCGUAGGAGCUACGACGCAAAGUGAUGACAGGUCUAAAUCUAGGCGCGACAACUCAUAGGAGUGAGUUGCUACAGCUUAAGCUGCCAAUAGAAAAAGUUACGCUGCUGAUCAUUAUAGACAAGGAACUAAUUAUUAAAAAAAAAAAAAGACCCGUUCGAACCAUAAUUUUCGAAAGGGCUGGGCCUACAGGUAAGGGUGUCAAAAAAAGGACAGAAGCAGUCAUCUUCAAGUAAGUUGGGGUGAUUGUUCAUAGGUACAAGAAAAGAACAAGCGAUUUGUGAUUGGACGUGACAACGUCAGUAUUUGGCAUCGUUUUUUUGCACUAGAAACUUGAUUAGUUUAGCUAAAAAUAAAGAACGAGAAGCAUCAACUACGGCACUCCUAAGUAACGAUAGAGGAUGGUUACAAAAAGAUAAGGCUUAACACACUUAACAUGCGAUGCAGAACAGGCGAAUCCCGCAGUACCAUGGACUGCUAAAUGGCGAAGGUUGGUAGCGGCAUCAGUUGGGUGAGAUAAGGCAAGUAGUGGCAUUUGACAUUUGAGCGCGUUCACCCUGCAGGAAUUUUCCGUAUAGGCUAGCGUGUUUAUUUUUGUUUACAGUUCAAUUUGUCACACCAGCACAUUUGACAAAAUAAAUGUUGUUCUGUGAGCGAU
This is a messenger RNA of Varroa destructor (honeybee mite), 4734 nucleotides long. It is a transcript of the gene Sec24AB, whose product is annotated as Protein transport protein Sec24AB. Gene Ontology annotation, biological process: intracellular protein transport; COPII-coated vesicle cargo loading; endoplasmic reticulum to Golgi vesicle-mediated transport. Gene Ontology annotation, molecular function: zinc ion binding; SNARE binding. Gene Ontology annotation, cellular component: endoplasmic reticulum exit site; COPII vesicle coat. The record is from RefSeq and is a predicted model, not a curated record. Lineage: Eukaryota; Metazoa; Arthropoda; Arachnida; Mesostigmata; Varroidae.